CCAGGAACUGCAGGAUUUUACACUUCAGCAUCAGCUUCAUUUUUUAACACCGGAGGUUACUGCUUGGUCAAGACACAAUUCGGCCACGAGUUUUAUUUUGAAAACCUGGAAAAUGACGGCCGGAAGUUCCGCCAGGCUUAUUUGUUAUUUUAAGACGCGUUUUUAAACCGGGAGUAAACAAGAAUAAACUGGAGUGAACAGUCACUCAUGUCGGUCUCUCAGAUCCGUCCUGGUCUGUUCCUCAGCGGUCUGGACUCGGCCCUGAACCGCAGCAUUCUCUCCAGCAGGAACGUCACGCUCGUGGUUAAUGCCUCUGGGCUGGAGGGCGUGUCUUACCCUCAACUGGACGGCCUGCAGGUCCUCCAUGUCCCCGUUCAGGACAGACCCCACGCCCCCCUGGGACACUACUUUGACCUGGUGUCCGAGCGCAUCAACCAAAACAACAUGGGGACGACUCUGGUCCACUGCACAGCGGGCAGGAGUCGAUCUCCCGCCCUGAUCAUGGCCUACUUGAUAAGGUUUGAAGGUCUCAGCCUCCGUCAAGCUCAUGAACUCGUCCUAGAGCAGCGACAGUUUGUACGACCGAACGCCGGCUUCUGGAGGCAGCUGAUGGACUAUGAGAGGACCAGGACCGGCAGGAGCACGGUGAGGAUGGCGAGCACGUCCAGCGGAGUCCUUCCUGAAGCUCUGGAGGACCCCAAAGACUCGGCUGGGACAUACUGCGUCAACAUCUGACAAACGGACAGGGAGUGAACCCAUCUCAGUGAGGACCUGAAGUCAGGGUUCCUCCCUCGAUGUUUGUUUAGCGGCAGGUCGUCUGUCCGACUCCUCACUGGGUGGGCGGAGCUUAGAUAGACAAAAGCUACAUUCACAUGGACCAAAAUCAUGAGAAUAAAAGUCUGACUGAAGAAAUAUUACACAUUUGGCCUGAGAAGUAUUUAAUAAAUUGAUCAGAUCAUGAUGUCAUAAACGUGUUGCAGCUGCUGGGACUACUUUAAGCAGCGGAUUAAUCUCUAUGUCAUGCUCUCUGCAGGAACUUAAUCUGACCAUGUUGUAAUAAUUAAAGUUUGUAUGUAAACAUC
This is a messenger RNA of Labrus mixtus (cuckoo wrasse), 1082 nucleotides long. RefSeq names its product dual specificity protein phosphatase 14-like. Gene Ontology annotation, cellular component: cytoplasm. NCBI's taxonomy places the organism in Eukaryota, Metazoa, Chordata, Actinopteri, Labriformes, Labridae. The record is from RefSeq and is a predicted model, not a curated record. The transcript has 3 exons. Gene Ontology annotation, molecular function: MAP kinase tyrosine/serine/threonine phosphatase activity. The coding region runs from base 208 to 735 and encodes 175 amino acids. Gene Ontology annotation, biological process: protein dephosphorylation.